CUGUGUUCCCUGCCCCCCCCCCCAAAACCAACCCAAUUUUGAUUUCAAAAAAAAAAAGAUGAAGCUGGGGCUUCCUUGAGGGGCUGGGCCAGUUCAAGCCGCUGUAGCUUGACCCAAGAAAUAAAAACAGCUGUGUUCCAAAAGGCACAUCACUUUCCAGUUCACAGAGGCGGAAACUUUCCUGCUGUUUUGAAUACCUACCUCCCUGCAGCAGAGGUGUCCUUUUUACUUUUUAGAAAAAGAACUUAAGUUUAGCGUGCUCUGGGUGCCCAGCCCUAGGCUAGGUGCUUUCAGAUGUAUUUUCUCUUGGAAUUUUCCCACCAACCCUCCCAAAUAGGCACUUGCCCCAUUUCACAAAUGGUGAAACAAACUCGGAGAAGUUCAGAGUCUUACCCAAGGCCACACAGCUGGAAUUAGAACCCAGAUAUCUGGCUCCAAAGCCCGUGAUCUUUCCACUUUGUCAAAGAGUUCUUCAGAUGCCUGCUUUCCCAGCCCUUCACCUGCACCCCGUCCCUCCCAAGGACACAGUCUGUGACUUUCCUCCCAGCAGGUGCCCAGGCGGGCCUGACCCAGGAGAUGACAGCUUACUCUGCUGGCCAAACUAAUUGUCCUUGGGAAUCUCUGCUCCUUCAACAUCCAGCCCAAGGUGCCCUCUCCUUCCCCACUGACUCCACGGCCCCUGCAACAGACCAGCCACAAAGCACAGAGGACACUGCCCUGAUAUCCAGCAGGUUUUGAUGGCCGUACUGCGAGAAGCGCUGCAGCUACUGCAAUUUCAACAAGUACGUCCCCCGCGGCGUGGAGGAGGCUGCCAUGCGGAGCUGUCUGGUGACUGAGGCGCAGACGCUGCUGGGGCUCAGCGGCGUGCGGCGGGUGGACUCUGUGUUCUUUGGUGGGGGCACCCCCAGCCUGGCCAGUCCCAACACUGUGGCUGCUGUCCUGGAGGCAGUGGACCAGGCAGCCCACCUGCCUGCAGACUCCGAAGUCACAUUGGAGGCCAACCCCACUUCGGCCCCAGGCUCUAGGCUGGCAGCUUUUGGAGCAGCAGGGAUCAACAGGUUGUCCAUUGGUCUCCAGUCCCUAGAUGACAAGGAGCUCCAGCUGCUGGGGCGGACACACUCGGCCAGCGAUGCGCUUCAGACACUGGCAGAGGCCCGACGUCUCUUUCCCGGACGUGUAUCUGUGGACCUGAUGUUGGGGCUUCCGGCACAGAAGUCGGGGCCGUGGCUCCGGCAGCUGCAGGAACUGCUGGGCUACUGUGACGACCACAUCUCCCUCUACCAGCUGACCCUGGAGCGGGGCACCGCACUCUUCACCCAGGUGCAGCGGGGCACCCUUCCCGCCCCUGACCCCGAGGUGGCUGCUGAGAUGUAUCAGGAGGGACGGGCGUUGCUCCGGGAGGCAGGCUUCCGCCAGUAUGAGGUCUCCAACUUCGCCCGCAAUGGGGCGCUUAGUACCCACAAUUGGACUUACUGGCAGUGCGGUCAGUACCUUGGCGUUGGGCCCGGGGCCCAUGGGCGAUUUGUGCCCCAGGGGGCCGGGGGCCACACCCGGGAGGCUCGGAUCCAGACCCUGGAGCCCGACAACUGGAUGAAAGAGGUGACGCUGUUUGGCCAUGGCACCCGGAAGCACGUUCCCUUGGGCGAGCUGGAGCUGCUAGAGGAAGUUUUGGCCAUGGGGCUACGUACAGACGUGGGGAUCACUCACCAGCACUGGCAGCGUUUUGCAUCCCAGCUGAGCCUAUGGGACGUGUUUGGAUCAAGCCAGGAGGUGAAGGCCUUGCUGGUACAGGGCCUGUUGCUGCUGGAUCACAGGGGUCUUCGGUGUUCCUGGGAGGGUCUGGCUGUACUAGACUCUCUGUUGCUGACCCUCCUGCCCCGACUCCAAGAGGCCUGGCUGCAGAGAGCCCCCUCCCCUGGGCAAGGGGGAUGACCAGAUGUUUCUGUGAUCCCAGGACAGUGCCAGGUGGGCUCUGGAGGCCGGACUGAUGCUCUCCACUGGCAGGUGCCAUCCCAGCUCCAGUCCGUGCCCUUCCUUGGUAUCCCCAGGGGGUAUGGCUACCAUGAGGCGCGUGAGAGGACAUUGCUGGUUUGCAAAUUGGCAUUGAGUUUGCCUUCCGCUGCCAGAGAAGGAGUAAUGGUUUCUGCAAGUGCCUCUCACUAGUGGGCUCCAAAGGAAAUCCUGGCUGGCAGAAGAUUCUGAGAAAUCUAGCUCUCAGGCUUCUAGCCCCUCCAACAUAGGGCAGGACUUAGAGGGCCCGACCUGUGCGGCUGGACCCGUGCCCAUAUCCAGUACAGACACCUGCUGGACUCUGAGGACAGUGGGAAAGAUCAGAGCAAGCCUUACCCUUUCUCUUUUGGCAACCGGGUUAUGUCUGGGGUCCCAGAGCCACACAGACCCUCCUGCGUCCCCGGCUCCCCUCCCCUCCCCUUCUCUCACGAGAGUGAAGGUCGCAGGGAGCUAAGCAGGGAAAGGGGAGGGGAAAAGAAUUCAGGAAAGACCCAGAGCCUGGUAAUUUUCCCCUGGCCUUUUACCUGCACAAACGAUUGCCUGGUUUUAUUUAAACAGCCCAACAAGCCCAGGGAGGGAGCCCGCCUUGACCUUCGUCAGCUCCUUUUUCUAGGUUCCUUCCCUGGAGAGUAGAAUCCUGAUUUGGGGGCUCGAGGCUUAGUCUAGAGCCGAGAUUCCUUCCCCCACUGUACAUUCCAUUUUAAAAGAUUUCAAACCUACAGGAAAGUUAAAAGGAUAGUUCAAUGUAAACUACAUAGCCUUCGUUGCAGGGUGCCUGUACAGUCUGGAAAGAGGAAGGAUUGAUAAUGUCAUCAAGGACAUCUUCAGCCUGUAAAAAAAUAAAA
Acinonyx jubatus (cheetah) is the source of this 2855-nucleotide messenger RNA. RefSeq names its product radical S-adenosyl methionine domain containing 1 (gene RSAD1). Gene Ontology annotation, biological process: porphyrin-containing compound biosynthetic process. Gene Ontology annotation, molecular function: coproporphyrinogen oxidase activity; 4 iron, 4 sulfur cluster binding. The record is from RefSeq and is a predicted model, not a curated record. Lineage: Eukaryota; Metazoa; Chordata; Mammalia; Carnivora; Felidae. The coding region runs from base 814 to 1932 and encodes 372 amino acids. The transcript has 9 exons. Gene Ontology annotation, cellular component: cytoplasm.